GCAUCCAUGAAUUCCUUGGAGUUUCGCCUUACGAAAAACCUUGCUCAGCCAUGCCGAGAAAGAUUCGCAAAUCUAGAAAGAAACUAGUCAAAUUCGCGGAUGAUGAGGCCACGGUCCGGGAGGCAGGUGGCGAUGACGAGAUGAAUCUCGUGGAGAACAUGAAGGAUUCACAACCCUUGCAGACUGUUCCAGAAGCUUCUAUGACCGGUUCUGUGGUAAAGAAGGAAAGUAAUCUAGAAAUGGAGGAGUUGGAUGAAAAAUUUGAAGAAGUUGAUGCUGUGGUGAGUGCUAUAGGGGAAAUGGAUGCCGAGGCAGAAACAUUUGAGGAUGAUAGGGGAAACUCUGCAGGUGAUGGUAUUACUGAAAAUAAAAUUUCGAAUUUGGAUAAAUUAGGUGAAAACGAGAGUUUGGUGUCAGAUGUGGUAGGAGAAGCUAAUGAUAUGACUGUGGAGAUUCAUUUGCAUGCUGAGCUCGCGGCUGGAAAUCUGAAUUAUAGUGGUGAAAAUAUUUUGGAACGUGGGAAGAGUUUGGAUACUUGCGAGCUGGAAAAUGUGGCCGUGAAUAAUGAAUGCGAAACGGAAGAUAAUUCAGAAUCGGACAGUGGAGGUGUCGAGGGGGACGUGGAUAUGGCGGGUACUUCGCAAGGGAAUUGCAAAAACGGCGAGGGGAUAGAAAUUGCGGAUACUGCUGUGGAUGAUAAUAGUUUAAAGGGCGAGGAGAAAGGAGAACUUGGAUGUGCAAACGAUGCUGGUGAUACUGAUGAUUCUAGCUUGCACUUGGAUAACACUGAACAAAAUUCGAUCGAAUUGGAGAGUUCUGCUGCUAAAAAUAAGGGCAUCUGUUUUGUUGAAACUUCUAAAGACUUCAAUGAUGGUGAUGAAGAUGGAGAGUUCCAGAAAUUAGAGUUCCUUGAAGGAAAUGAAGAGAAUAAUAGUGAAGGAGAUGAUGAAGAGAAUAACAGUGAAGGAGAUGAUGAAGAGGACAGCAGUGAUGGAGAUAAUGGAGAGAUUAGUGGUGAAGAGGAUAACGAAGAUGAUAAUAGUGAUGGAGAUAAUGAGGAGAUUAAUGAUGAAGGGAAUAACAAAGAUGGUAGUAAUGAUGAAGGUGAUGAAGCCCCUUCGAAAAUACUCCUGGAUGAUCUAAGUGACUGGAAGAGACAAAAGCAGAUAGAAAUAUAUGUUGGUGGUCUAGAUAAAGAGGUUGUUGAAGAAGAUUUGAUUCAAGUCUUCGGAAGGUUUGGAGAACUUAGAGCUGCAAGGAUUUUGAGACAUCCAACAACAAAUGAAAGCAAAGGAUUUGCAUUCAUACAAUAUGCUACCAUGGAACAAACCAAGAAUGCUUUGUCUGAACUAAAGGAUGGAAUUGAGGUGAAAGGCAAGCUUGUUGAGGUCUCGGUGAGUCACGACAAAGAUACACUUUUCAUAGGCAAUAUUUCCAAAACAUGGACAAAAGAGCAUGUGGUUGAGAAAUUGAAAAGUUAUGGACUUGGACAUAUUGAAUACAUACAUGUACCAAACGACCCAGAGAAUGAGGGGAGGAUUAGAGGUUUUGCGCUUGUAGAAUUUAGCACCCACUCUGAUGCAAUGGCUGCCUUUCAGCGACUCAAAAAACCUGAUGCUGUUUUUGGUCAUACAAGAAGUGCAAAAGUUGCCUUUUCACAGCCCCAGAUGCAUACCAGUCUUGGAAUCCAGACGCAGGUGGAAACUGUUUAUAUUAAGGGGCUAACAAGGUCUUGGGAUGUAAAGAAACUGGAAGAGAUGUGUAAGCAGUAUGGGGAAAUUAAAAAUGUAAAGUUGCCCAAGAAGUUUGGUAACUGGCGCAAGGAUUUUGGAUUUAUUACUUUUGCUUCUCAAGAAAGUGCACUAGCUUGUGUUGAAGGGAUUAACAGUUCCCAGUUAGGAGGAGAAAGAAAGCUUAAAGCCGAAAUUGCAAAGCCCCAUGGUGGGGUUGCACGUGGAGGAUUCAAGGUCGAAGAAAAUAUUGGAAAAGCAUCUGGACUGAAGCUGAAAGAUGAUACCGAAUCUGUGAAGGCUACAAAAGCAAAUGAAAAGGAUCAACAUCUUGGAGGUGCUGAAUCUAAGAGGAGUAAGAAGGACAGCAGGGGACUUGCUGUAGAAAAGAAUGGGGCUUCUUCAAAGUUAAAAAGUAGCGUCAGACCAAGAAAGAGUGUUGCUGAAAAUAAAGAUAGUAGGAUGUCAUCCAAACCAAAAAUGGCAGAUUCCAAGAGGGAGAAUUUUCCUCAAAAAAGCAGCCAUCACAGAAUGAGAGAAAGGGGAAACAGGCCUCCAAAGAAACCGCAAGGUAAGGAAGUUCAUUUUCAUAGGGAUACAUUGAGCCGCCCUCACUUUAGGAAACAACUUGUCCAUGGAAUACAUUCUGUUGGCCAGAGAAUGCCGUACACACCAGGAUAUGUUGCAUCCACAAUGAGACAUGAUAGUCAUGGCCACGCACAGGGUGCCAUCUCUGGGUCCAAGAGACACAACUCCGAUAUGGAACCACAUGCUGGCUUCCUAGAACCAUCUCGGAAACGAGAUCGACGUCUUGAACCUGCUUUUCAACACCAAGGACAACUGUAUGCAAGGCAUCCCGAUGAUGCCUUAAGAAGGGAAGGCCUUGCUCAUGCUGCAUAUCUUCAACCUGCACUUGUAGAAGAAAAUCUACCUUAUGCAGGAUAUACUGCGCCUGCUGUUAAAAGACAACGAUUCCAUGUUUCUGAUUAUAGGCCAAUAAGGAUUGAUGACUAUAAUGGCCCAGGAAACCAAAGACAUUCUUAUGGAGAAGGCUCUGCUGGUCGACCUUCUUAUGUCGGAGGCUCUAGAAGUUAUUCAUUAUAUGAGCAUAUUGAUAAGCUUGAUGACUAUCGCGUGGUUGGCAGAAGGUAUCCGUCCCGUUGAAUGUGCCCUUAGAUAAUUACUCAGCUGAAUGUAUAGCUAGGGACUCCAGUACUUCGGGAUGUUAGUUUGCUCCAACGGUAUGGGCAGUUUGUUUAUGUGUAAGAAAAAGAAAUGUGUUUCUUUUCGAGUUAGUAUCUGUUUUAGGUUACCAUGUCAUAGUCCAGUGUAAAAGAGGUGAUUCAGCGUUAUUGGAGAUGGAUUCUUCCAGGUUAUUAGUAUGGAUGGUAGCUGGAUUUAUUUUUGGAAACAUUUGACUACUCUAUUGAGAGGGCAGAGCAGAAUAUAAGCCGGUUCCAAACUUGGAAGAAUAAAAGGUGUGGGGCAUUUGUUUGCCGUAUUUAGGAACUAA
Molecule: messenger RNA, 3243 nt
Organism: Carica papaya (papaya)
Lineage: Eukaryota; Viridiplantae; Streptophyta; Magnoliopsida; Brassicales; Caricaceae
Molecular function (GO): RNA binding
Source: RefSeq, a predicted model, not a curated record